Molecule: messenger RNA, 1465 nt
Organism: Andrographis paniculata
Lineage: Eukaryota; Viridiplantae; Streptophyta; Magnoliopsida; Lamiales; Acanthaceae
Product: plant intracellular Ras-group-related LRR protein 6-like
Exons: 3
Coding region: 177-1310 (377 amino acids)
Molecular function (GO): protein binding
Source: RefSeq, a predicted model, not a curated record
AAAUACGCAGAUUUUUCUUUAUAGAGAAAAAUAAUAAUAUAAUUAAAAAACGAUUAAUUUCUUUGAUUCAUCGUUUCUGGUUGGGAUUGAGAUCAUCGAUAGGUCUCUCCAACAAAUCUUUCACAUAUAUAUAUAAAUUAAAGAGAAUUUUUGUUUUUGUUUUGGCGUAUGUAAAGAUGAUGUACGAACAGCAGCAGCAGAUAAAGAUGGAUGUGAUGAGGGGGAAGGGUUUGCAGCAGCAGGAGGUUACAGCAAGGAAGAUUAGCAAUAAUAUGGGAUUGGGAAUUCAUGAGGAAGAAGAAGACGACGACCACAUCCAUUCAUCAUCAUCUUCUUAUAAUAUGAAUAUGGAAAUAGUGGACCUGAGUGGGAUGUCUUUGGAUACUCUCCCAAACCCUCCUUUCCAUUUGGCCAACAUCUGCAAAUUGGACCUCUCCAACAACAAUCUCCAGAAGAUUCCAGAAUCACUAACGGCUCGGCUGCUGAACGUGAUGGUAUUAGAUGUCCGGUCGAAUCAGCUAAGGUGUCUCCCUAAUUCAAUCGGCUGUUUGACAAAGCUCAAAAUCUUGAAUGUAUCGGGCAACCUCAUUCACUCGCUUCCUACCACCAUCGGAUCCUGCACAUCCCUGGAAGAACUGAAUGCAAACUUCAAUCAGCUCCGGCAGCUCCCUGACAGCAUCGGGUUCGACCUCCAAAGCCUCAAGAAACUCUCAGUGAACUCCAACAAGUUGGUGCUCCUCCCUCGCUCCACCUCCCACCUAACCAACCUCCGAAUUCUCGACGCCCGCCUCAACUGCCUCCGAGCCCUCCCAGACGACCUCGACAACCUCAUCAAUCUCCAAGUCCUCAACGUCAGCCAGAACUUCCAGUACCUCUCAUCCCUCCCCUACACUCUCGGCUUCCUCAUCUCCCUCGUCGACCUCGACGUCAGCUACAACAAUAUUUCCUUUCUGCCCCAUUCCAUCGGCAGCCUCAAGAAGCUCCACAAGCUCUGCGUCGAAGGGAAUCCGCUGGUCUCGCCCCCUCCGGAGGUGAUCGAGCAGGGCCUGCCAAUGGUGAAGGAAUACCUUUGUGAGAAGAACAAGAUGAACGGGAGGCGGCAAGGCGUUUCCCCGAAGAAGAAGUCGUGGUUCGGGAAGCUGACAAAGUGCGGGACGUUUAGCGGGGUGAAUCAUGUGGGGGUAGAGAAUGAGCGGGAUGGGUACAUUAUGCCGAGCUACCGGUCGAUAGAUGGGAUGACUUCGCCGCGGUACAUGGGGAUGUUCUCACCCCGCCGUCUUUUCUCGCCCAAGUCCUAUUUUUCGAGAUGAAUCUAUAUAUAGAUACAUAUGUGUUUGUGCUACAUUUUAUGCAUGUGAUUUAAUGUAAUUUUGAUGAAGAUUUGCUAAUAUUACAUUUAUAUAUAUAUAUAUAUAUACACAUACACUAGUGCUCGUAUGUGCGCGUUAAAUUGCACAACUUUUUG